Heterobasidion irregulare TC 32-1 is the source of this 2861-nucleotide messenger RNA. RefSeq lists its product as uncharacterized. Gene Ontology annotation, molecular function: DNA-binding transcription factor activity, RNA polymerase II-specific; zinc ion binding; DNA binding. The transcript is spliced from 14 exons. Gene Ontology annotation, biological process: regulation of DNA-templated transcription; DNA-templated transcription. NCBI's taxonomy places the organism in Eukaryota, Fungi, Basidiomycota, Agaricomycetes, Russulales, Bondarzewiaceae. The coding region runs from base 1 to 2661 and encodes 886 amino acids. The record is from RefSeq and is a predicted model, not a curated record.
AUGUCGUCUGCAGAAGAUUCAUCUGACCCGACACAAAGCGUCUCUCGAGCCGUGAAAAAGAAAAGGCAGCAAACUCAGAAGGCGUGUGAUCGCUGUAGGCAAAAGAAAGGCGAUGGAAUGGACCAGUCAGACCAUCACUGCUCAAAUUGCACCUUGUUCAAUACAGAAUGCACUUAUCUAUACGUCAAGAAACGUCGGGUUGCGAAGGCGCCCAAGAAGGAGAAGCCUGUUCUAGAUGCAGAGGGCAUGCAAGGAUAUGUAGAUGGCCUCGUAGCACGAAUCCAAUCCAUGGAGGGCCUUCUCAAGAAGGCGUUUCCAGACACCGAUAUCGAUGCCGCAUUGGAUGUCCAUACGGCCACGACUUCCAGAGAUUCCCACAAAAUAUCUCUAGAAAUGACCACGAUGCCGGGAGCAACACAAGUCCAACCCUUUAGUCAUUCGCGGUCCAUUGAUCGCUUGCCAUUCGCAGGUGCUUUAGUAUCCAUCGAAGACGGGGAUCCUGAACCCAGCGACGACGAAUAUGAAUACGGCAUGUCGCCACAAAUAUUGGAGAAAUUAGAAGCCUUGUCCCUUUAUCCUCUACGCAACCUCUGGUUGGGAAAAUCGAGUGAUGCUCGAUUACUACAGAGGGCCGUUGACAUGAAGUCCAAUUAUUCGGGCGAGCCGCAUGAACGCGAUAAUCUAGAUCCUUUAUCAUCGACCGCCAAAGCUUUCAAACAAUACCCAUGGGAGCAUAUCGGGGACGACGAUAAGCACUAUCCGUAUCAUUUUCCUGAGGAUGACCUUCUUCACGAUCUCGUAAACGCAUACUUCGACCGCAUCAACAGUUUUCUACCUCUUCUCCAUCGACCUACAUUCGAGCGAUCUAUAGCUGAUGCUCAACAUCUCACCGAUACACAAUUCGGGAAGAUUUUACUACUUGUUUGCGCGGUUGGUGCCAAAUAUCUAGACGAUCCACGGGUUGUCCUGGAGAGAGCAAGUGACUGGUAUUCGGCCGGGUACAAGUGGUUUUCGCAAGUUGAGAUGAUACAAAGAUCCGUGGUCAGCAUACCAUCUCUGUGCGAUUUGCAAAUCCACGCGAUUACUGUUCUUUACCUUUACGGGUCUCAAUCACAAGCGGCUUGGGUGACUGCCGGUGUCGGUCUUCAUCUAGCAGUCGACGUAGGGGCACAUAGGAAAAGGGCGUAUAAAGCCGAACCAAGUGUGCGAGAUGAGCUUUGGAAACGCGCAUUUUGGGUCCUGAUGUUCGAAGACGUUGCGUUGAGCUCUUUUUUGGGCCGACCGUGUGGAAUUCUGGAAGAAGAAUAUGAUCUCGACUUUCCGACGGAAUGUGACGACGAAUUUUGGGUGCAUCCUGAGCCUAGCAAGGCAUUCAAACAGCCACCGGGCGUACCAUCAUCAGUAAUAACCUUUACCCUAGCCCUACGACUCACACAAAUACAUGCUCGUACCCUUCGAACAAUUUAUCAAACCAAUAAAUCCAAAAGCCUGUAUGGUUUCCAUGGACCUCAUUGGGAGCAGCGAGCAGUCUCGGAGUUUGACUCAGAUCUCAACAAAUGGCUAGAGUCUAUUCCUAGUCAUUUACAGUGGGACCCAACACAAAAUGACGCUCACGCCGAAAGCUCUGCAUAUCUUCGCUGCGUCUAUUAUGACGCUCAAAUUCAGUUGCACAGACCAUUCAUCAGACCAAAGAGCACGGAUUCUCCACUAGCUGGUACCUCGCUUGCAAUCUGCACCAACGCUGCACGGUCAAGCAUUCGUGUGAUACUGGCCGAACGGCAAAGGACACGUCGAGCCGUGGGUCCGCUUUUACAGGCGAGUGCAUUCAUAUCUGGCGUUGUGUUGGCCAUCAAUGUCCUGGGCAUGAAGCGAGCGAACCCCGCGAUGGAUCUAAUUCCAGAGCUGAUCACGGCGCAUACAAGUGUACAGAUUUUAAAAGAAGCUGAAUAUAGAUGGCAUGAUGCGGGCAGGAUGCGGGAUGUUUUGGCUGAAUUGAUCAACUGCGCUGAUCCAGAUCAGGGCACGCCCUCAUUGCCUUGCGCUGGCAAUCCCGUACCCUCUCAAAAAGUGGCAACUAUUUCUCUUGAAUCCUCCACCUCUGCUUCCACGCGUGGCAAGUUCCUUACGAGAGGGUUUUUAAAUCCGAGAGAGUUGCGACCACUGCCAAAUUGGAACGGCCUUGAACCUCUCCACAUUCCCGUCGUCCAUCCUCCAGCGAUGAGCGAGAUGGAUCCAUACAACGCUGAUAACGCACACGCCUUGCAUUCUGGGUACAGCGACCUGUCGUCCAUGUUCGCUCGAGACGCCCCUCAUGGCGUUGCGUGGGAUUCGCAUCUUUCCUCAACGCCAACCACUGAAGAACAAGCCCUGGCCUUGGCGCCGACGACAAAUGCGUUUCAUUUUGUCCCCCCGUUCCUGUCCGACCUGGCUCUACCUGAGUCUUCCGUGAGUGGGGCAAGUCAGCAAUCAUCGGCCCCCGCGCACAUCGCGGCAGAUUUCACCGCCCCGAUGGCCUCACACUCUCGUUUAUCCUUCGACGAGUUGAUGCAGGCCAACGAUGAUAUGUUGGCAACGUGGAACGGCGUGCCGGCUUCCUUUGGCUUGGACCAGUGGGACGCCUAUUUCCGGCAUAUGCAUGAUCCACCGGGCGCGCAAUCGUAGAUUUCGCACGAAUGAGGUAUGGGGCAGGUUGGUCAGGCUCGUCCACGGAGUCAUCAAUAUGUACGAGCCGACGUAUUGGAACAUUAUCCACCCUCCUUAUAGCUAGAGCUCAGUAAUACGCCUUCCGAUUCUAGCUUGUGCGCUGGGAUGUAUUUUUAGCUAGUAUUCCUCACAAUUUACAAACUCCCCACUUUCAUAGC